This is a messenger RNA of Medioppia subpectinata, 711 nucleotides long. Lineage: Eukaryota; Metazoa; Arthropoda; Arachnida; Sarcoptiformes; Oppiidae. The record is from the annotation of a GenBank genome assembly.
AUGAUGAGCACCGGGAGCUCAUUAAAAAUCUUAGGAACGCUCAUGAUGAAUGGACUGCCAUACAUUUCUGUGCAUUUUGUCCCGCCGAUGACAAUGAACAGCACACCACUGCACAACAUCCUAGUGUCCAACAUGUUCAACAUACCCAACAUUCCGGUGCCCAACAUAAUGGUGAUCAAUAUAAUGGUAGUCAAUAUAAUGGUGAUCAGUAUAAUGGUAGUCAAUAUAAUGGUGAUCAGUAUAAUGGUGGUCAAUAUAACAGUGAACAAUAUAAUGGGACCCAACUUACUGAUACCCAAUGGAAUGGUGCACAUUAUAACCCUGGACAAUUUAAUGGUACUAGCCAUCGCUACACGUGAUCAUAAAUUGUUGAUAUUAGAGGGCGGACACUGGCAUAUGGACAGGAUAUGGACACCAUCUCUGCACAUACCGACUAAUACUCAGCCCGAUAUACUUCGGUCCGGAGAUACAAAUCCAGUUCUGGCGCACAUCCGCUCCGAUGGCAAGAUUUUGAUCAGUAAAAGCAUAAAGUCGUUGUACAGCCAAACGGGAACUUUCAGUAAACUGACGGUCACUUUUACUCUGCGGCGAGAAUUUGGACACUUUAUACUCGAUAUAUACAUUCCGUCGAUUCUGUUUGUGAUCUCUUCGUGGACAUCGUUUUGGGUGGAAAUACCCGCAGCGCCGGCCAGAGUCACGCUCGGCAAAUAG